Messenger RNA from Sitodiplosis mosellana (orange wheat blossom midge), 1974 nucleotides. RefSeq names its product probable chitinase 2. The coding region runs from base 6 to 1256 and encodes 416 amino acids. Lineage: Eukaryota; Metazoa; Arthropoda; Insecta; Diptera; Cecidomyiidae. The record is from RefSeq and is a predicted model, not a curated record. The transcript has 5 exons. Gene Ontology annotation, cellular component: extracellular region. Gene Ontology annotation, biological process: carbohydrate metabolic process; chitin catabolic process. Gene Ontology annotation, molecular function: chitinase activity; chitin binding.
UAAAAAUGUUCCGUUUAGUUUGUAUAUUAUCGAUUCUCAGUGUUUUUCAGUUAAAUAAAGCCAAAUGCGGUGCAACUCCUGAUAAAAUUGUGGUGUGUCAUACUUUGAGCAAAAUCGAUGAACGCUUGAAUAAUACAGAAUUCAAAAUCGAAAAUGUUGAUCUAAAUCUGUGCACGCAUUUAGUUUGUAUUGACGAUAUCUGGCAGACAGCAUCCAAUAACGAACCAUGGACAAGUUUGACUGCAAGUUACAAACGAUUUACGAACCUACGGACGAAAUAUCCUCACUUGAAAAUUUCAGUUGCUGUUAAACAAAAUCCAGUUGAUAUCAUUCGAAUUGUUACCGAUAAAAUGCACCGAAAAGAAUUCAUCGAAGAUGCAAGUCGCUUCUUAUCGAGUCACAAACUCGAUGGACUGGAACUGUUUUGGGAUUUUUCAAAACUUAGACAAAACGACGAAUCAGAAAAUUUCUACAACAAUGAAGCACCUGACAAAGAUAUUGUGAUAAGUUUCAUAAAAGAGCUCAGUAGAACUCUCCAACGACAGAAUUGCUCACUCACCUCUUCACUUGUGGGAAUAAAUAAACGAUUUCUAAAGCUUUUUGGAAUCGCUGACUUCUCCAAACAUCUCAACUUUAUUAAUAUUCUGCCAAAGUAUAAUUUUCUGAACCACUCCGAAACUGCUCGCUACAAAAUCAAUGAAACACUGAACAUCAUAGCCACACCAGGCAUAGAAGCGACAAUCGAAAAUAUGAUUGAGCUAGGAGUUCCAGCAGCGAAAAUUGUGAUGGGAAUACAAUUUAUCGGUCAUUCAUUUUCGACUGAAGGAUAUGAAGAGCCAUGUACUCACAGUGAAGUCUGUAAUUUAGAGAAUCUCGGACGAAUUUGGGGCUUUGAUGAAUAUUUCGACAAUAAAACUGGCAUGGCAUUUGUGAAUAAUGAAGGAAAAUUCAUGUAUGCACAGUUUUUAAGAUCAUUCGAUAAAGAUUUACCAGUUCCACCGAUGGCUAUAAUGUACGAGAGUAGUAGAUCCGUCGCAAACAUUGUAAGAUUUGCUUUGCGGAGACGAAUAGCUGGAGUUAUGGCGUUUCCCAUUGAUGCAGAUGGUGCACUUGAUGUGUGCGAUAUUCGCGAUGACACAUUCGCAGAUUUGAAACAUUCAGAAUUAGCCACCGUAUCCAUUCCGUACUUCAGAGGAACAUUUCCCCUUCUCAGAACAAUCAAUGCCAUUAUCACGGUGAAUGUGGAAGAAGAUUAACGACAUGAAAAUUUAAUCAAAAUCUUCAACCAAAUAGUUACUAGCUGUAAAUUAAAGGCUUUAUUCUCGUCAAGUGCGAAGUAGCUUUUAAGAUUAUUAUUAGCAUCAAUGCUGUUGUAAUUCGUAUUAGAGUCUAGGAUAUUUAUCUCUUUUUAUCAAUAAGUAAAGAUCAAGUUACUUCAUAAAACUUUCCCCGUUCAUUGAAAGGGGCAAUAAUUUAUUAUCUCUCAACUUUUUUAUUGUGAUGGCAAAAGUGUGUAUUCUAACUUCAAGGUAUGAUAGAAAUGCCUUAGAAAUCGCAAUGACCGUAUCUCAAAAACUAGAGCUUCCAGAGUAAAACUAACGGAUUCGGAUUCAGCGGCUCCAAAAACCAUGGAAAUGAGUCACUCCCGCUGUGUGUUCCUUUGCUGUUGUAUAGUGUUAUUUUCGGCCAUUGCACCUGGAAACCAUAUGUUCAUUAUUUACAUUUUGAUACCGGUUUCUUUGCUUGGAAUCACUUAGUUUGAAAUAAAGAUAACAAUACAUUCCAUCAAAAGAAUUGAAUAAUUUUACAGAUUAUGAAGCAUACUAAUCUAAUCAGCAAACAAAUGGAAUAUUUAUCUUCUAUUUUUGACUUCAUUUGAGCAUUUCGUUUGAGAAUCCAUUCAAUAUUAUGUACUAGUACAGCAACAGAUUGAAUAAACAAUUAAGAGUUGUGAAUAAAUAUGCAAAUAUACAA